UGUUCCAACAGUCUGUUAAAACAUGGUGGAUUACUAUGAAGUGCUGGGCGUGCAGAGACAUGCCUCACCUGGGGACAUCAAAAAGGCGUAUUGGAAACAGGCACUUAAAUGGCACCGGGACAAAAAUCCUGAAAAUAAAGAAGCAGAGCAGAAAUUCAAACAAGUUGCUGAGGCAUAUGAAGUGUUAUCGGAUGCUAAAAAGUGGGACAUCUAUGACAAAUAUGGCAAAGAAGGAUUAAAUGGUGGUGGUGGUGGAGGAGGUGGAAGUCAUUUUGACCGUCCAUUUGAGUUUGGCUUCACAUUCCGGAACCCAGAUGAUGUCUCAUUUCAGUGGAAUGGGUGACUUCAAAUCAAUAUCAACUUCAACUAAAGUAGU
Molecule: messenger RNA, 376 nt
Organism: Rattus norvegicus (Norway rat)
Lineage: Eukaryota; Metazoa; Chordata; Mammalia; Rodentia; Muridae
Source: RefSeq, a predicted model, not a curated record